AUGAUGAACUACGAGAGUGCAUCGUUGCAGCGCACGGAACCAAUCCGAUUGAUUUCUCCCGAUGCAGUGCUGAGGCGUCGUCGGGCGAACAGCUUCGAGCUGGCCACCCUCCUGUGCAGCUUCCUGAUCGGGAACGGGUUUGCGGCGCUGGUCGUGUCCGGCUACGCCACCCGAGAGGUAGCCAACAAUGACCAGCGACGGGUCAGCUGCCCGUUCGUGCCGGAAGAAAUUGAGGAAAGCGAUGAAGAAGUGAAACCGACGCCGCCAAACAAGUAUCAACUACGACAGCCCCCCGACCUCCGCAGUCAGUAUCUCCUCACCAUCGAGGAAGAAAAGGUGGCCAAAUUGCGCGCGGAGGAAACGAACCGGGAGGCGGCGGCUCGCGAAGAGCUGGAGCGGCAAGAGCAGCCACCGCACGAUCCGAAGCGAGGCCACCGGGUACAUGCGUGGGUUGCAAUACUGCACAACGCACCCUGGUGCUACAAGCCGGGCUACCGUGAGUCUACGACCGAUCCGAUCACGGGUGAGAAGAUACGACCUCCGCCGAGUGCCUUCUUUCUCGAGCCGUCGACCGGCUUCCGGCACGAGCCCAGUUCGCCCGACUACCUCGCCAUCGAGAGCGUCUGGAACCAGCACAACUACUACGUCAACAAGCAGGACCCAGCGGCCGGCAUCGCGGCUAUGCGCUGGGACCUCGCGUGCGGUGCCGAUUGGGAGCACUUCCUGCCGGGCGAGCCGUACGAGUUGCGCGAGGAUUGCGUCAUUCCGGAGGACCAGGACCCGCUCACCACGGACGAGGAGAUCGAGAAGGAGAAGCACCUGGACCUGCCCGUUUCCUGGGUUCGGCCACUGAAUGUCUCGCGGCCAGACUUCGAGCGUCGCUUUCCGGAGGACGGUACCAAGGUGGUCUACUUCAAGCGAACGAUCUACGAGCGAUUCGCGCCCUACCGCAACCUGAUCGGGCUCGUUCAGAGGCUGACGACCUACGAGACGCUCGACUACCAAGGCCCCAUCACCCGCUGGGAAUGGUACGAGAACCGGGAUGAUCUUCUGCAUCAGGUGCGCAUCGACUACCGGACGGACGAGACGGAGGAGCGCUUCAACAAGGGCCGCCCGGACUGCUUGCGAUCUCUGCGUCAUCGGGCCGCCCCAAACGACGAGUACGUGCUUAAGUUUUUCUACCAGUAUCGCUUCGAUGCGCUCCGGACGCUCAUCUACCAUGCGACUUACAUCAAGGAACACUACGACCGUCGAGAUGAUUUGCUGCAUUAUCGAGAGUUCCAAAAUAUUCCGAAGGACCCCGUCACCAAGGAACCGAGCAAGCUAACGCACAUCAUGGAAACAUUCCAUCAAAACCCCGAUAAGGUACCGGUGAAGGACAUUGCUAUCAGGAACUGCUUCAUUCAGGAGAACAAAAUCAAGCUGCAGUUUCACUAUGGCGAAGAUUGCAUCACCGCCUCGACGCGAGAGUUCAUCAAACCACCAAAAUCGGAGAUGGGUGAAGAGGUGCCGUACGAUCCGGGCUGUACCUCGGGCUAUGUGUCAAACCCUUGGGAUCCACAGCCGACCCAGCUGGACUUGUUUCUCCUUCUGAAAGACCAACUGAAGGCGGAGGACCAGUCAUCGCGAGCCUUCUGCCGACGGGUCGUCGAGAUCGACACAAUGCUGAGCGAACGUCGGAAGCAGACGGACUCGCCCCGCCUCACCAGCAGCCUCUACGAUCCUUUGCGCAACGAGGAAGCGCGUCGGCUCCGGCUGGCCAAGUACGAGGCCGCCAAGGCUCGCGAGGAGCAGCUCAAACAGCAGCAGGCUGACUUCCUGGCGCCCUACUUCCUGCGGCUGGGCGACACCAAGAAGCGUCCGCCAACCCGUGCCCAAGUGAUGCGGCUGUACCGGGACUGCACGGCGGACCUGCGCAAGUUCUACCAGCGGCUCGAGGAGGAACUGCGCAACCGCUGCGACGACCUGAUCACGGAGGAGCAGUCGCUGAAGCGAUUCCUGUCACGCUUCCAGCAGCACUUCGAUGACGCCGAGUACGAACGGUUCAUCUCCGAGGGCGAAACGCUCGAGCGCAACAAACAUAUCCUGCAGAUGCGCCUGGAGAACAUCCAGGACGAGUAUCGGCGCAAGGCGGACCAUCUGAAGCAGGCGCUGCGUGAGGACGAGCGUCUGAAGCCGUUCUUUUCGGCCGAGCUGGCCGAGUGUGAACCAAGCGAACGGAGCGAUUAUGGUGGGGACUAA
Molecule: messenger RNA, 2241 nt
Organism: Anopheles coustani
Lineage: Eukaryota; Metazoa; Arthropoda; Insecta; Diptera; Culicidae
Gene: lobo
Product: coiled-coil domain-containing protein lobo
Exons: 6
Coding region: 1-2241 (746 amino acids)
Biological process (GO): flagellated sperm motility
Cellular component (GO): motile cilium
Source: RefSeq, a predicted model, not a curated record